This is a messenger RNA of Glarea lozoyensis ATCC 20868, 1449 nucleotides long. RefSeq lists its product as uncharacterized. The transcript has 23 exons. The record is from RefSeq and is a predicted model, not a curated record. Bases 1 to 1449 code for a protein of 482 amino acids. NCBI's taxonomy places the organism in Eukaryota, Fungi, Ascomycota, Leotiomycetes, Helotiales, Helotiaceae.
AUGCGUUUCUCGCAAUCGCUCGCGGUUGGCACUUUUUGCCUCACCACAUUCGUUAACGCGUCGCCAGUCAUUUCCCCUCGAGGCAUCGUUUACAACAGCCAAGGAUGCUUCACAGAUGAUUCAUAUGGUGGGAAAACUCUUUCGGGAAAAUCGGGUCAAAGCCCUGCGAUGACAAUUGAAAAAUGUGCCAUUUAUUGUAAUGGAUAUUCAUUUUUCGGUGUCGAAAACUGCAAACAGUGUUAUUGUGGCAAUAGCAUUCGCAGGGGAACUACUGUCGCGCCCGGCGAGGAAUGCAAUAGCAAGUGCAGUGGUAAUCACAAUCAGAAAUGUGGUGGUGUAAAAAGAUUGAACGUGUAUUCGCUUGGUACAAGCGUGCCUUCUCCGCCAGGUCCACCAGGCCAAAAUGGCAGCCCUGGAGAGCAGGGCAGCAAAGGCGACGCAGGCGAAAGUGGACCGGAGGGACCUCCAGGCCCGCAGGGUAUUCAAGGAACCCAGGGACCUCCUGGUAUUGGAAUUCAGGGCAUCCAAGGACCUCAAGGCGUUCAGGGGAAUACUGGCGAAAAGGGAGAUCCUGGGAAUGAUGGCCAGGACGGGGCGCCGGGCAACGACGGAAACGAUGGAGCACCUGGCGACGAUGGAGCACCAGGUCAAAAUGGGUUAAACGGCCAGGAUGGAGGGCAAGGCCCGACUGGUCCAGCAGGUCCUCCCGGAUCGAACGGCAGUCCGGGAUCGCCAGGCAGUACUGGGCCUAUCGGCCCCGUUGGACCUAUCGGCCCCAUUGGACCUCUGGGCCCUAUUGGACCUAUUGGCCCCAACGGAGCUACUGGUCAAACUGGACCACCAGGAGCGAUCGGUCCAAUUGGCCCUAUCGGCCCACCUGGACCGAAGGGAGAUAAGGGUUGUGCAGGUGGUAGUACGAUUCUCAGUCCCGGAUUUGAGGCCCUCUCAGAUUCAUGGAAAGUUGUUGACAAUCCUUCAAAUCUUGGCCCAACAUACAACUUCGCGGAUACUAGCAGUGCACUUAACGGCUUACGGUCUGGGUCCAUAACCUUCGACCAGGUAUCAUAUAACGCCAGGUUUUAUGCACCUAUUACUGUGUGUCCAAAUACGCUAUAUCAAUUCACGGUGCAAACCGUCGGUGAUCUCAAAGCUAUUCCAGCUGGUGGUCAAAACCCCGAUAACGAUCCAGAUUGCUAUAUUAUAUAUUACAUCGGCAUUGGCACAACCGGCAGUGGUGGUUUAUACACUGUCGCAGCUACAACUCCCUCUUUCCUUUGGAACGUUGGAUGGCUAAUAACAGCUGGAGGUUUCGAUUCUAGUGCUUUCCCUAACAAUCAGAAUCUUCUCCUCACCGUGGAACUGACAUGCGAUUAUAACCCUAACACGCGUGGGCCUCCCAUAGGCACGGUUCGAUGGGAUGACUUCUCGUUGACCCCCAUCCCGAACUAG